Messenger RNA from Humulus lupulus (European hop), 1734 nucleotides. Its product is annotated as probable ADP-ribosylation factor GTPase-activating protein AGD15. Gene Ontology annotation, molecular function: GTPase activator activity. The transcript has 8 exons. Bases 339 to 1064 code for a protein of 241 amino acids. NCBI's taxonomy places the organism in Eukaryota, Viridiplantae, Streptophyta, Magnoliopsida, Rosales, Cannabaceae. The record is from RefSeq and is a predicted model, not a curated record.
AAAAAAUAACUACAAGUGUUACAAUGUUAAAAAAUUGUGUUACAAACAAUGCUUUUAAGUGAAAAAAAAAUGUAUAAUAUAUUAAAAAAAUAAAAAAGCAGUUUUGAUUAGUGUUUUUCCCAGGGUGUCCCUUGGAAUCAGUUAAGCCGAUGAAUUGUGAAGUGUUGGGUUGAAUGGACAAGAGUGUUUUUGGGGUCUCAUUAUCCAUUUCAUUUCCACAUUCACAUUUUUCCCUUCUGCGUUUGCCUUGCAUAGAAUGCGGUUGUGUUAGUUUCAAUGAAAUUCAUAAUCAACCCCAUUAACCCUUUCCAACCAAACGAAACACAAUCAAAAUAAUAAUGAACAAGAAGGCUUCUGUCUCUAAGGAGCUCAAUGCCAAGCACACCAAGAUUCUUGAAGGUCUUCUGAAGUUGCCAGAAAACCGAGAAUGCGCUGACUGUCGAAACAAGGCACCACGAUGGGCUAGUGUGAACCUUGGAAUAUUUAUAUGCAUGCAAUGUUCUGGAAUUCAUCGGAGUCUUGGAGUUCAUAUUUCAAAGGUACGGUCUACUACUUUGGAUACAUGGCUUCCGGAGCAGGUUUCUUUCAUGGAAUCUAUGGGGAAUAAGAAGGCAAACAGUUAUUGGGAAGCAACAAUGCCUUCAGAUUUGGACAGAAGUGCCAUCACAAAGCUGAUUCAUGACAAGUACGAAGGAAAAAUAUGGACUAAGAAGAGAAGUAUAAAAGCAACUGCAGAACCAGGUGCAUCACAAAGCAAUCUCAAUAUGGUUACCGAUAGUCCAAGGAAAGUACGGAGUCUCUCUCUUGAGGAACAAAUUCUUACCAAACAUACAACACGACCUGCCCUCGCAUUGGCAAAACCACGUGCAGGCUCUUUAGAUAUAAAUGAGAGUUAUACCAUUACUUCAACUUUGUCAGAGGGGCUGCCAAAAACUAUAGAAUGUCAAACCUCCAACACAAAGAGCAAUUGUAGCACCACAAACCUCUUCAGCUUACUUUAUAUCCAUGAUGUGAAAAAGGAUAGUACAGCCGUUGAUCCUUCAUGCUGGGCAACUUUUGAUUGAGAAACUCUGAUCAGAACAAAUGCCAUGGAUAUAACAUUUAAUUAGCUGCUGCAAUUAAAAUCUCUGUUCAGAGCAAAUGUAAAGGACUGUAGCAACAAUGCAUACCAGCAACAAAUUUUAAAAAAGUACUCUCUACGCACCACAUAACAAGGUCUGCAGUUUUAAUGUGUUGUUGGAAAAAUUUCAUCUUCUAUUCCUUUUUCGGAAGCUUAAGGUGUGUAAAAUUCGAAUUUAAAAGGGUAGUGUUUUCUAAUCAAUCUCCACGUCAAAUAAUGUUGCUCAUUAUCUUAGGCACUUCCGAAAUUUCUUUGUUUCUCAUAAAUCUGAGGCAAUUAAAUAUUUGGAUAAGUCCUACUUUUUCCACAUACUUUUUAUUCAAUGAUUUGGAAUUUAUAUGAAAACUGUAGUCACAACUCACACCUGAACAAAAACUACUUGCAAAACAUCUUAAAGUUGAAAUUGAUUGGAAAAUCAAUGAAAUUUUUACUACUAAGGGUAUGUUGUUAUUCUAAUUUAAAAAAUUAAUUAUUGCAUUGUUAGAAACAAAGUAAAUGAAAUUUAAUUGUCAAAAGUACCAUAUUAAUUAGUCGUGUUUAACUAAUAUAAGGGGAUAUUUGUGUUAUCUAUUUUACUUUUUGUAAGUGUCAAUGUAAACAUUUUCUUAAGUUGU